Molecule: messenger RNA, 231 nt
Organism: Lachancea nothofagi CBS 11611
Lineage: Eukaryota; Fungi; Ascomycota; Saccharomycetes; Saccharomycetales; Saccharomycetaceae
Source: the annotation of a GenBank genome assembly
AUGGUAUCGACUCCAGAACUCAAGAAAUAUAUGGACAAGACAGUAUACCUGCAACUCAAUGGUUCAAGGAAACUCGUAGGUGUCCUGAGAGGCUACGAUAUUUUCCUGAAUCUGGUCCUAGACGAUGCUGUUGAGAUUCGCAAAGACGGUAGUAAAACACCCAUGGGCUCUCAAUCCGUGGUCCGUGGCAACUCUAUAGUGUCGGUAGAGGCACUCGACGCAUUUGCAUAG